Cladocopium goreaui is the source of this 5793-nucleotide messenger RNA. NCBI's taxonomy places the organism in Eukaryota, Dinophyceae, Suessiales, Symbiodiniaceae. The record is from the annotation of a GenBank genome assembly.
AUGCCCUUCACCCCGAGCAGGUCCUUCCAGGGCCAUCCGCCCGAUGAGGACUUGCGACUCCGCAUCGCCCAUCGCUGCGCCCUGGAGAAGGAUCUUGACCUCCUCCUCCGUGAGACCUGGAUCACCUGGCGAUACAAAGUCCAAGUAUCACCUCAGCUGCUCGGUGUCCCAGCACCGUUAUCAAACCUGGGUGGCCUUACAAUCUGGACAAGUUUGCGAUUUCUGUGUAUGAGUACGGCAAUUUUGUUCUUCCUUGUCCUGACAUUGAUCUUGACCAAGGUGAAUCUGAUUUGCACUGUUCUCACUUUUGGCACUGUCUCUGAGGAUUUUCUUGUAGAGCACUACGAAUUCCCGGUGGACAUUGACCACGGCGAACAACACCAUCCGCAGAACGCAGCGUCGGAAACGAGCAAGAGCGAGACUUCAGUGGUAUCUUUAUCGGAAGGGAUUCAUUUCUUUGACAAGGAAUCAGCUGAAGCAACUUGCAUCGACACUCAGUUCCCAUCAUUCCAAGGACAGCCAUUUCAUUGCGAGAAUCAGAUCAGCAAUGUCGUCUACGAGCAAUCCGCCGUGGAGAUGUUCAAGUUGCAAGCAGCUGAGGAAGCACUCAGCGUUGCAUUGCACGACAUGUCAGAUGCCAUGGCAUUUAGUGAUCGACAGGGACCCAUGAUGCCUAUGCACCCGAUGCCAGGUGCACCCAUGGGACCUCCAGGUCAGCUGCCAGCGAACAUGCCCAUGAUGAAUUGGGGUAUGCAGCCAAUGCAAUCGAUGCAUUUGAUGCAGCCUCCUUACCCAAUUGGAGGGACACAAGCACCAUUGCCGCCGCCAAGCACACCAUGGCAAGCCGGCACAGCUGGACCGCCUCCACAUAUGCAAGCGGCACAACCAGUGACCUCGGUUAUGGGAGCAGGCUUUGCGAUGCCAACGAUGCCCGAAGCACCUUCCAUACCACCAACAUCAGAGCAGAUUUCGCCAGAGCUUCUGUCCAUGUUGAAGCAAGAUGUGGCCGAACUUCCACCUCACAUACAAAAAGCUGUCAAGGAAACAGCCAUGAAGGAAGGAGUGAAGGAUGGAGCCACAGCCACCAGGAACCUUCAUGCGGCAGCGACCCAUUUGGGCCACAUGCGCAAGGCCUACGAGGAUUCUUUGAUGGCCAGAGCGCAACUGCACAACAAUUGGAAGAAGUUCCUGUCAGAUGCCGUCAAACUGUGGCAAGAAUAUGCAGCCCAGUUUGCAGCUCAGGAGAAGAAGCUGUCCGAGCAAAUAUCCACUUCCAAAGAAGCCUUUCUGGCAGCCAAAGUGUCAUCAGCCAAAGCUCAAGAGACUGCAGGAGAAGUGCAGGAGAUUUCAGACGAGGAGAUCGGAGAAAUCACAACUGCUGCGUCUGGAUCGGCACAGAAGAUCACAGACACGAUGGAAGACCUCAACAAGUCCUUGGUCAACCUUCAGCAGCAGGCAAUGUCGAUCGUGUCAGAAGACGAAGUUCAUCUGGCGAAGAGGCCUCGCAGACGCCAUCCUGCAGAAGAAGAUUCAACCAUGCAUGCGACUGAUGUUGAUCCGCUGUCAAGCCUGGCCGUGUGUAUCUCCAGUCCUCAAUGCCCCAUGACUCAGUAUCGCAUCACUGACCAAUGGCAGAAUCCUAUACCAUCUGAAAUGCGUCAAGAGGCAGGCGAACAGGUAGAGGGGAUGACCGGAGAGAAGAUCAAGCGCGCAGACGGCCGGUCUGGCCGUCACCGAGAGCUGACUUUGCUACCGGACAAUUACAAAGACUCUCGACAAUGUCGAGUGACGUGGAAGCAAUUCCCUUUUGCCAUCCAUGAUCCUGAGAUCCUCGAGAGUGCAACUAAUGUUGUGAUACAUUUGCCUCCCAUUGGAGGGUCCUUCCGGGAAGAUGCGUUUUCACUCAUGCAGAAGGAGAUCACCUUGCGUGCCGCCCCAGUUCUGUCCAAGAGCCAUUAUCAAUCGGAUGCACAAUGUGCGAUCGACAUGAAUCACUCUGCGCAACCGCGUGAAGCCUUGGGAUUUCAAUUCAAUCACAACGCAGCACCCUUUCAACCGGGACAGGUCAAUCUCUUUGGUGCCAAUGAGUUUGUGAUUGACCUUUUUACCCAAUGGAACCAACAUGCUGCAGUUUGGGAUGAAGAAGAACCUUCCUGCAUGAUUGAGACCUGGUUUGUCGAUCACCGAUGGCAUAACCCACAUUGUCGAAACAGCAGACAAAAACAGCUCUUUGCAAAUUACUGGCAAUGGGAAGAUGAAUUGCGUCGACUAUGGAUUGACUAUGUUGACGCAAGAAGCAGCAUCGACUUUUAUGUGGUGCAUCCCAAGCCCCCACGGGUAGCCAAUGAGGUAGCAGCGCACGUGCUUCUUGUGCAACAGGAGCGAGAGGAUUGGGUCACAAGUCUAGUGAAUGUCUAUGAAGCAAGGCCUGAACGACCGAGCCUGCACUACAACAUCGCGGUCACAACGCAUGAGCACAUCCUUGUUGACAAUAUCCUGCGAGUUGUUGGACAUGAAACGCACUGUCUUGCGCCCAUACCAUCACAUGGAUUUGUUGCAUGGUACCUCCAGCUUCCCCUUCGCAGGGGCCAACCUUUAGCUGGAAGGAGUGGCUAUGGUAUUUCACUCCAGAUUUGGCAAUUUCGCCUGGCUGAUUAUUUGCCGAAUGCUGCAGCCUCUCCAGUGCCACAACAUGGACCCAUACUGCUUCAAACAAAGAUCCGCAAGAACAAUAUUUGCCUUGAAGACGCACUAGCUGUAGUCAGUGAAGAGAGCCAAAACCUUGAUGAUGUCCCAUCAUAUGCGGUUCGCUUGCGUGCUGGGGACUUCAAGUCUCAGGUACCAGCCAUUGUUGAAAUUUAUGGUGAGCCCACUGAAGCCAAGAUUGUCGAAGAGCUCAAGAAUUGGGGUCACGACUGCUUUGCCUUUCAAUUUGCCGGACAUCAUGAGUUUCUCUGCUUGGCUCGAGAUCGCAUCCCUGAUGAUAGUCUCCAGCACUACAUAUUCGGGACAAGUGAUGGUACAGAUCCCAACGCGGCAAUUCUGCAUUCCCACAAAGGAGAGGUAUUGCAAGAACUUGACUGCAUGAAGAUCCUUCACAGUUUGGGGUACUUCAAAACCACCAUCCAAGCGAUCCAACAAUGUUUGCCUGAUGUCUUCAAGGUUACUUUUGCGCAUCAAGUAUCCACGCUUGAUCCAGGCAGUUCGACAGUACGCCAACCAACACCUUGGCCAGAGCGCAUUUCGGCAGAUCUGCGACAGCAGCCGAAACCCAAUUUCUGUCCAGCUGAACUUCCUGCUGAAUGUGGACAAUGUAAACUUCGACUUGGUGUCGAUCUGGAUACUAUUGCCACAUUCUUUUCAAAUGAAGAAUUUCCACUCUGCACGACGCUUGAAGGUUUGCAAAUUCCGCCUUCAACGGCAUGGGCGCCAGACUUUGACUGGUCGACCAGCUGCAAAGUGCAAGAUGUUGAAAGGAUCGUGAUUUACACUGAUGGAUCAUCGUUGAGCCAUUUACGACAUCAACCACCAACGCUCACAGAUGAGCAAGGUAUGCCUGACACUUGGGCAUUUGUUGCACUGGGCGAGAACUAUUCAGAAGGUGAAUUGCACUGUCGCAUUGAUCAUGUUGCCAUACCGCAGUCCUUGCGACUGGCUUGCGAGUUCUCUAUUGUGGAUGAGAAUUUUGACCUUGGUCUGGCGCACAUCGAUCAUGAGUUGGUAGGUGUUCAACUGCAGUGGCAGGGACUUAGUCAACACCGUUGGCAGCCCCGAUCUUCAAAGAAAGGUUUUGAACGAGCGGACCUGCGCCGAUCGAGCUUGCAGGCUGCAAUGAUGCAAUAUCAGGUCCCACGAUGGAAUCAAGACAUCGAGCACCAUGUGGACCAUUUCAAUGAGUUUGUCAUCACAGCACUGGACAAGCAACAUCCAAGCCGUGACCACGGUCCAAAGAAACCAUACAUUGAUGAUGAAAUCUGGGCAUUGCGAGCAUUGAAACUUCGCCAUCGCAAAAGCCUUCGUGAAACUCAGCGUAGAAAGAAAGCAGAACUGAUGUUUCAAGCUUGGAGUGCCUGGACCCAAAGGAUUGAGAACCAGCAGCAUGUGGACUCUGUUAGAUGCUAUACAGCCACCUUGGCCUGUUGCACUGUGCGAUGCAUGGCGCAACUUCACAGUGUCGCCCAGCAACUGAGAGCACGUUUGUGCAAGGCGAAGGCAACUCUGCUUCGCAGCAGACUUGAACAGAUGCCACGAGAUGCUAGCGCUGGACAAAUUCUUCAAGCCAUUCAUAAACUCCAAGGACCUACCAACCCCAAAAAGAUCAAAAAGAAGCCUUUUCCAUUGUUGAAGAAGAGUGAUGGCACGCACUGCGAAUCUAGUAGCCAGCGUUGUGACCGAUGGGCAGAAUUCUUUUGCAACAUGGAAGGAGGAAGAAGAAUGACACACCAAGACCUCCGAGACGGUUGGAUUGACAACCUGCAGCACUUUCAACAACAGGAGUUCGACCUGAGUUUAAAGAUGCUCCCUACGCUCUGUGACUUGGAACGUGCAUAUUCUCAUGUCCGCCUUGGCCGAGCUGUAGGAAGUCGACCUGGCGAUUGCUUUGCUGACACCAUUUUUGGAUAUCUCUGGGCCCGAGUGUUGCGAUCAUUGGAGCAAAAAUGCAUCGAGUUGGGCCUCUUGGAAGUUUUUCCUGAACAAGAGUUUGCCGAUCCCUUUGCAGUCCAAGGGCACGACGGUCCUGAUGCACCGCAACGGCCGUUUCUCGGCCCAUGUUGGAUGGAUGAUUUAGCCAUACCAAUUGCAGGCAAUUCAGCCGAAGAGGCAGUGCGCAAGGUAGGCCUCCUUGCUGGACUUUUGCUGGAUCAGUGCGUGAAUUUUGCCAUGUCCCCCAACCUUGCGGCUGGGAAGACGGAGCUUCUUCUCGCACUUCGUGGUCGCAAAUCCAGGCAGUUGCGACAACAAUUUUAUGGUGCCCAUGGUCGUCGCUUGUUUCCCGUUGUUGGUGAACACAGUUCUUAUCAAAUCCAAGUUGUGACCCGCUACAAGCAUUUGGGCGGCAUCAUUCAUCAUGGAGGUCAUCUCUUCCCAUUGAGACCGGGAAUUGGUUCAGUAGAAUCAAGACAUGGAGACCGAUGCCACGAUGGAGCACUGCCGCCGCAACGAACACAGGGAGCGAGCAGAGAGCCGAUUCAACCGCGAGAUCUCCGUGUUGAGUGCACUGACCUCAUUCUCAAUUUGGUUGAUGCGUUAGCAGAUCGAGAGCCAGAUGACAGUAUUGACAAAAUUCUGAGAAUAACCAUUCAGGCGUUGCCCAUUUCUUGGACGCAGUGCCUUUUGACUCUGGAGGUUUUCUUAGAGAGUGUUGAUGAAGAAUUUGCUGAGACGCUACGCCUUGAUGCACAAUACUUGCGGGCAGCGAUUGUGACAUUGCAGAGAGCGGAUGCAUGGGACUUCCUUGACAGGCCUGCGCUUGGCACGAGCGGCCCAGAUGAUGAGCUCGCUCAUUUUGACCGAUGGAGCAGCACACUUCUUCACGAAGAGAAGCCUUGGAAACCUAGCAUUUCAGCUCCGCGACCAAUUGGGAAAGAUCGUAUCAUCCUCCACGCCUUUGCUGGCAGAAGGCGGGUUGGGGAUUAUCAAUGGUACGUUGACAAGAUGUGCGAGGAGUCUGAGGGGCUGUGCAGCCCUGCAAUAACCAGCUUGAUCCUCGACGCCGCUUUCCACGCCCUGUGCGCUCUGCGGAACAUUUGUGGGGGCUUCCUGAACUUGCUCUACGUGAACUUGAUCAAGUGA